Messenger RNA from Symbiodinium sp. CCMP2592, 2136 nucleotides. NCBI's taxonomy places the organism in Eukaryota, Dinophyceae, Suessiales, Symbiodiniaceae. The record is from the annotation of a GenBank genome assembly.
AUGGCUGCAGCGAGCAGCUUCCAAGCUAGGGACUUCCAGUGGGUGGCACAGUUGCCGGUCCUCUGGGAAAACAACCGUGCCUUCCGUGAACGGUCUUUGAAUGGCCAGUCGCUGUUGCGUGGGAUUCACCAGCCCGGGCAUGGAGACCGCGAAGUCGUGCUUGGCAACAUUCAGUGCUGCAAGUUGAAUGGCGAGGUGUUGAAAGUCGUCCUGAAACUUAUGGGUGACGAAGGGUGCAUUUUUGUAGCCAAAGUUUACCUGCUUCAUGCAGCUGCAUUGGAGUUUCAUAGCAACUCUGGAUAUCCGGAAGCCGCCUCUUUGGGCGCGGUGGCUCAUUCGGACGGCUGGGGCUUGAAACGCAUGCUGAGCUUCUUGAAGCGCAAAUGGAUGAGGGGUCAGACACCUCGUGACAGACUGAUUCGUGCAUUGGUUGCUGAGUUCCAGCGGGCCUACGAGACUCUCAGGGCUGCUGUUGGCGAUCGCAUAGCGCGGGCUCUCAGAGCUCGAGGGGACGAUGAUGACACCGAUGAUCCAGAUGGAGCCCUUGAUGUGGACUCCGACCAGUGCCGUGCCCCUGCACCGGCACUGGCCGAGGUUUUCGAAGCGCCCCCGCCAGCCCCCGCAGCCGUCGAGGAGCCAGUGGCCACGGCAGCAGAUGUCGUGCUUCCGGCCCCGGCCAGCGAGGUGCCGCAGGACGGGGCACCAGCAGAGACUGAGGAUGAAGAGAAGGCCAAGGAUGCGAUGCAGGAUCGGCCACCGUCCCAGGAAGACUUGAUAGCGCAACUCAGAAUUGCGGAGCUGAAGCUCGAGGCCAAACGCUUGAUGGCCAUAGAGCGGAAGCGUGCUGUGAAGCAGUUUGCCAAGAGCCUGCCACGAGGACCGAUCGCUGUGGAUUCAGAUGAUGAGGCAAACCCUUCACCCCCGGUCAAGUCUGCUGCAUUGCUUCCGACCUCCGCGGCAAAUCCGGAUGCUUUGGAGACCCAGCCUUUCGAGAUGGACACUCAGACGGUGCAAGAUGUCCUGACUAGGUUGGACCAGCCCGUGCCAUCGCCCCCUGCCAAGACCUUUGCUGAGCUUCAGACUUUGGUCCUGAGCCCCCAGAACACUACGUCGCCGGUUGCGUCGCCUUUGGUGCCGCCAGCCGAAACGGAGACCCCGAGUCCCCGAGGUGUUCCUGUGGCUGAAAUCACGCCGGUGAAGACUUAUGCCAGUCGCGACGAUCAGCUUCAAGUGAAGGGCGCCAACGAGGACGAGAAGAAGGCCAGAGCGGCUGAGAAGGAGGCACAAAAGGCUGAGAAAGCUACUCGUGGGAGAGGCCGGGGUGGCCGUGGCAGAGGCCGCGGUAAUGCGCGGAAGACGUCCCAUGCCGCUGACGAGCUGCACCAUGGCCAGGAUGACGAGACCAAGGCAGAGGUUGCUGAUGCCGAGGCCUCGGGGAGUGCAGAGAUGGAGAAGGGCAAGAAGAAGAAAGGGGGCCGACCCAGGAAGGAUCAGCAAGACGAGUGUCCGCAGACCGAGACGGGCAAGAAGAACAAAGGGGGCCGACCCAGGAAGGAUCAGCAAGACGAGUGUCCGGAGAUUGAGACGGGCAAUGGCAAGAACAAAGGGGGCCGACCCAGAAAGGAUCAGCAAGACGAGUGUCCCGAGUCCGAGACGGGCAAUGGCAUGAACAAAGGGGGCCGACGCAAGAAGGAUCAGCAAGACGAGUGUCCGGAGACCACGGGCAAAGCUAAGAAAGCCAAAAAGGGAAAUGCAGCAGCUGAAGCUGCCGAUGCUCCAGCCUUGCGAGUUCGUGGCAAGAGAUGCGCGGAAGUGGCUUCGCAGCCGAAGUCCAAGCGUGUGCCAGUGCCAGUGCAGACCCAAAGUGGCUAUACGUGGCCCUUGACCUUUGCUCGCCGCUACCGCCCCCGUGGGGACAACUACACCCAGAAGCUCUGGGAGGGAUGUAUUCUUGCAUUCAAGAAUGUGAUCGUGUCCCACCUCGAACCGGGCUCGCAAUCGGCCGCUCAGUCCGACUUCUUCGAUUUUGCGAAGCAGUUCAUCCCGAACGAUGAGAAAGUUUCCACUCGAGUUGCAAUGUUCAAGAGCUGCUCUUUGGCAGCUGCUAGGUUUGUAGAGACGCUCGAGCAAGCCUGA